This is a messenger RNA of Mycena indigotica, 1701 nucleotides long. RefSeq lists its product as uncharacterized. The record is from RefSeq and is a predicted model, not a curated record. The transcript is spliced from 2 exons. Bases 10 to 1701 code for a protein of 563 amino acids. Lineage: Eukaryota; Fungi; Basidiomycota; Agaricomycetes; Agaricales; Mycenaceae.
CAGCUUUGGAUGCAACGGCGACCGACAAAAGGGCUAGCCCAUAUAGCUCCCCCUUCCCUCCUCGACGCUGGAAUGGGGCUGGAAGGCGAGAAAGGCUCUCGCCUGAACCAACGCAUUUUUGGCGUCACGAAUCGAAUUUGGCUGAUACUUGGCCUUUUCGUCUUUCUCCUGGGCUUCACUCAUUUCAUCGUCCCUACCACCCCGACGCCUGUUUAUACCUUUUCCAACCUCAACCUCACUCCCAAGAACUACUUCAACGCGUCCGAAGCUGGGCCCAACCCAUUUGACUUUUGUCCGGUCUAUGGCCCUGGUGACGAGAUUGGACAGAAGCAUGGCGCAGUCACCCUUGGUCAAACGCGACUACAUCUCGGCAGUGGGGCAAGGGUUCAACGGGUACUAAACAGGGCGCUGGCUGGCCAGCCUGUAACAAUAAGCAUCAUAGGAGGUUCUGUUUCUUCAUGUCAUGGAGCUGGAGACGACCAUAUUGCGCCUCGUUGUUAUCCCUCCCGCUUCUUCCAAUGGUGGAACUCUGUUUUUCCGCAUCCCGCUUCCGAACUCACAAACGGCGCAAUGAGGCGCUCAACCUCCGAAUAUUUUGCGUUUUGCAGCACUCAUCACAUUCCUGACGCCACCGACCUCGUUAUAAUUGAACUCGACUCAGACGAUCGUGCCGACCAGGAAUCACUCGAGAAUUUCGAGGUGCUGGUCCGAUCCAUCCUCAUUCGACCAGACGAGCCUGCCGUUCUCCUCCUUGGUCAUUUCAGUCCACAAGUUCAUACUGCACAUGGGUUUGCUGGGCCAGACCAUUACCACAACAUCGUCUCCCAGUUUUAUGAUGUUCCACACAUCAGCGUCCGCCCACUCUUGUAUACCGACUACAUGCGCGACCCCGAUUCUAUUAAAAAGUUCUUUGCGGACGCUGUUCUGGCCAAUCCCCACGGCCACGAGGUCAUUUCUGAGGUUCUCAUCUCAUACAUCCAGUCGCAAAUCUGCACGGCUUGGGCAGUUGCUAGUGGUGCUUCCUUCGACGCAAUACCUGGCCGAACAGUAUUCGAACCGCCAACAGGAGACACCCAUGGGCUUUUCGGCGGCGUUGGCCAGCGCAAGGGUGUUCCAGAGCCAGGCAAAGAAGACACUGGGAGUGACGCGGAAAACGCCAAAGUUGCUCUCCCUGCAUCAUCCAAUCUCUUCCACCCUUCGCUCCAUGUUCCUCGUGCGCGAAUAUCAACUCGGCCAACCGAUUCCCGUCCUUUCCAAGAAAUCGCACCGUUCUGCGUGUCAGCCAACGAUCUUAUCAACCCACUCCCCCCAUCGCUGUUCUAUGGUUCUGGCUGGCACGCUUACCAUCCAGGAGGCGGGGCCGGGGCGAUGAACCCAAUAGCCCAUUACUGGUACUCUUCUCUUCCUACCAGCAAGAUGCGUGUGCCCAUCGUAGUUGGCGCCGGCGAUAUCGGGAUCUACUUCCUCAAGGAGCCGAUUAGUAUUGUGGGCGAAGGAAGCGCGGUUGAAUGCUGGGUCGACGACAAUUACGCCGGUGCAAAGACGAUUGAAAACGCGGCAGACGUGACAGAGUCCACCGCAUCGCUCUACUACAUCGACCACUAUGUCUCGCGUGGGUCGCACUUUGUCGAGUGUCAGUUGAUGGGCGAGGAGGGUCAAGGCGUCACCAUCUUCAAAAUCAUUGGCAUUUUCGCAACGUAA